This is a messenger RNA of Parathielavia appendiculata, 522 nucleotides long. RefSeq lists its product as uncharacterized. The record is from RefSeq and is a predicted model, not a curated record. Bases 40 to 522 code for a protein of 160 amino acids. The transcript is spliced from 2 exons. Lineage: Eukaryota; Fungi; Ascomycota; Sordariomycetes; Sordariales; Chaetomiaceae.
CUUUCCGGCUCCGUUGGGCACCAAGGUGGUAACAAACAUAUGUCUUCCGUGCCCGAAAGACUGCAAUCCCGACGGACCAUGGAUAAACGACUUUCCCAUCUUGUUGUACGACGGCUACACUUCUGGCCCCUGUCGUACGAGGACAACCGUCUAGUCACGAACGAGACCGUUAGCUUCGUCGGCCAAGCCUUUGAAGAGGCUUAUGUCUCCUGGAGCCAUCUCGCUCUGGCUGCCAUUGUCGGCAGCGGCGGCGGAAGCGAGACUGGUUCAUCAGGGGAUUCUGCAACUUCAUCAACGACUAGCGCCAUCAGCAAGGGUACUACGGCCUCUCCACCGAACUCUUCGAUGCCACCCGGGAUUUCUUCCGAAGAAACCUUGCUCAAGGGGGGCGCUAUCGCCGGUAUUGUCAUCGGUGGCGUCGCCGGCGCCCUCGUCGUCUGUGUGAUCAUUUGGCUUCUCAUCAAGAGUCCCUUGAUUCACAAUAUGUCGCAGUCUCUUUACUUCCGGUCGAGCCAGGCUUAG